This is a messenger RNA of Morus notabilis, 2217 nucleotides long. RefSeq names its product ceramide kinase. The record is from RefSeq and is a predicted model, not a curated record. The transcript is spliced from 12 exons. Gene Ontology annotation, molecular function: kinase activity. Lineage: Eukaryota; Viridiplantae; Streptophyta; Magnoliopsida; Rosales; Moraceae.
GAUUGAUUUUUCAUUUACAUUUCAGCCAAAAAAAAUAAUAAAAAAUCAGUCUUGGGUGAGAUUGAUUUGCGAAGAAUGUCCAGGACCAGCAGCCACUAAUUGAUCGAAGAAUAUAUUUCCAAAUUUGUUUUGACGUUAUUAUUAAAAAUGGAACGUGAAGCAGAUGAUUGUGCUCCACUAGAGCAACCCCACCGACACGCACAGGUACAGAUAGAUGGUGAAACAUCCGUUCCGAGCUCGACCCUUUUGUUGGAUCAUGUCGGAGAAGUCGUUCUCACCUUCAAUUCAGAUGGGUUGUCUUGGAAACUGCUUCGAUCAUCCGAUAAUGAUGAAUCAACUUGUUUGGGUAUCAAACUGGUCCCAAAAGUGUCAGCAACUCACAUCAACUUCUCUGAUGUAUAUGCUGCUGAGUUUACUGAUUAUGGUAUAAUCCACGGCUCAACAAGUCUUUUGGGUCACGACUAUAUGUACCGGUUUACAGUUCAUGGUUUUGAAAGGUCAAAGAUUUUGCCUUCUGUUUGGGUUCUGGCUGUUUAUACAUUUGGUCAUAAGGACCUGCAAACAUGUCAGAUGUGGGUGAAUAGAAUUAAUUAUUCUCUAAAUCUUGAAGUAGGGAGGCCAAAGAAUCUUAUGGUUUUUGUUCAUCCAAGGAGUGGGAAGGGAAAUGGCUGCAAAAUCUGGGAAACUGUUGCUCCUAUAUUCUCGUGUGCUAAGGUGAAAACAAAGGUCAUUGUUACGCAGCAGGCGGGGCAGGCAUUUGAUGUGAUGGUGUCUAUCUCAAACCAGGAACUUAACUUGUAUGAUGGAGUCAUCACCGUUGGUGGUGAUGGUUUUUUCAACGAAAUUCUUAACGGGUUCCUUAAAUCUAGGCAUAAAGCCCCAUUCCCACCAGCUCCUUCAGAUUUUAUUCAUUCUGCUGGGUCUAAUGGUAGUCUUGUUGUUAAUGACCUGAACGAGAUAGUUUCUGAAUCUUCUCAUAAUGAAGACCAUUAUCCUCUUCUUCCAAGACCUAGACAUAAUGGUUUAGGUUCUACUUUUCUAAAAACUGGCAGACCAAGAUUCUGAAUUCGGUUCAGAUUUGGAAUCAUUCCUGCAGGUUCAACUGAUGCCAUUGUGAUGUGUACCACUGGAGCUCGAGAUCCUAUAACAUCUGCACUGCACAUUGUCCUUGGUAAAAAGGUGCACCUGGAUCUAGCUCAAGUUGUAAGGUGGAAAAUAACGUCAGCAUCAAAGGUUGAACCUCACGUACGCUAUGCGGCUUCUUUUGCUGGGUAUGGUUUCUAUGGAGAUGUCAUUGCAGAGAGCGAAAAGCUUCGCUGGAUGGGACCCAAACGUUAUGAUUAUGCUGGAACAAAGGUGUUCUUAAGGCACAGGUCAUAUCAGGCUGAAAUAGCAUAUCUUGAUGUCAAAAAUGAAGAAAGAAAUUUAACUUCUGAAAGUAGUAGGGUUAAUCAUGUGUCCCCAAGUGCAUCUGAAAGAGUGGUUUGCCGCGUUAAUUGCAAUGUCUGUACGACAAAACCAAGCCGCGGUUAUAGGGGUGGUUGCCAGUCAACACCCUACUCUCAUCCUGGAGAGACAAGGUGGCUGAAAUCAAAAGGGCGUUAUCUUAGUGUUGGUGCUGCCAUUAUCUCGUGCCGAAAUGAAAGAGCGCCCGACGGUCUAGUGGCUGAUGCACACCUUUCUGAUGGUCUUUUACAUCUCAUAUUGAUAAAAGACUGUCCUCAUGCUUUUUAUCUCUGGCAUCUUACCCAGCUAGCAAGAAAAGGUGGAAACCCGCUGAAUUUCAAGUUUGUGGAGCAUCACAAGACUCCUGCGUUUACCUUCACUUCGGCGGGCAAUGAGAGCGUGUGGAAUUUGGACGGCGAGCUCUUUCAAGCUCACCAACUAUCGACACAAGUGUUUCGAGGCCUUGUUAGUUUGUUUGCUACUGGUCCCGAAGUCUAACAGAUGGCAUCUCAUAAGAGUUUCUCUAGAGGAUGAUCCUCUAGCGGUGCUUACACCGGUGUCAUGUCGUUUAGACACCCAAUUGGUGUAAUCUUGUAACCAUGAACUUCAUGGGCUUACACCUUAUAUUGUUUCUUUUGCCCCAAGGUUGGGGUAAUAGGGAGGUUGGUCAACACAUACUUGCACACUCCUAUAUUUUAUAGGGACGACAGGGCCUUGUAUGAUUAACGAUUCUGCUAUUAUCGGGACCCAAUAAAUGAAUAUGAUCAUUUG